Spirometra erinaceieuropaei is the source of this 1314-nucleotide messenger RNA. The record is from the annotation of a GenBank genome assembly. Lineage: Eukaryota; Metazoa; Platyhelminthes; Cestoda; Diphyllobothriidea; Diphyllobothriidae.
AUGGCAGAACUGCAAAAUCAGCCGACUUUCAGUGAGAGCCUUCAACACACUAGUCUUCAACUCGAAGCCAUUCCUCUUUCCACCACCCCCGGUACAAUCUUGUGUGACGUAUCGCGCGGUGCCUUCCGACCCGUAGUGCCCAGCGAGAUGAGACGAGAUGUUUUUGCCGCGUUGCACAAUCUAGCUCAUCCUGGCAUCCGCACUACCCAGCGCCUCGCCAGCGAGCGGUUCGUUUGGCCAAGCAUGAACACUGAUAUCCGCCAGUGGACCCGUUCAUGUUUGGCCUGUCAGAAGGCCAAAGUCGGACGGCACAAGAAAACCCCCAUUGGCACUUUUCUCGCAUCCGAAGCACGUUUUUCACAUGUCCAUAUCGAUCUGGUAGGUCCCUUUCCAACAUCUCGUGGUUGCAACUACUUACUUACUGCGAUUGACCGAUUUACUCGUUGGCCCAUUGCAACUCCCAUACCUAACAUAACUGCAGAUUCCGUUGCUAAUGCUUUUUUGGAACACUGGAUCUCUCAUUAUGGCGUCCCCUCAACAAUUACCACCGAUCGAGGUCAACAAUUCGAGUCUAGACUUUUUAACAGCCUUAGCAACCUCCUCGGAUGUUCUCACAUACGCACGACAGCAUACCACCCCUCAUCCAACGGUUUAGUCGAGCGUUUCCACCGGAAACUCAAAGCCUUGCUCCGAGCUCAUGACAACCCUUCCCAUUGGAGCGAGCAUCUGCCUUUGGUCAUGCUCGGUAUCCGUACCGCACUUAAGCCCGACUUGGAGUGUUCCGCUGCCGAACUUGUCUACGGUACCACCCUACGGAUUCCCGGGGAUUUUUUCGGACACUCUCAAAGCUCAACCGACUUGGAUCCCAGCGAUUAUGUGCAAAGAUUGCGCCAAGCCAUGAUUCAUCUUCGAGCCACUCCUCCACGUCCUUCAACAAGUAAAUCGUACGUCAACCCGAACUUACUAACAUGUUCUUUUGUAUUUGUCCGCGUAGAUAGCGUUCGCUGGCCACUACAACAGCCCUAUGACGGCCCAUUCCGAGUACUAUCGCGCAAGGACAAGCACUUUAUGAUUGACCGUGGAAGCCGCACCGACGUGGUCUCAAUCGAUCGCUUGAAGGCGGCUUAUACCGAGCCUCUUCCAACUUCUCCAACCGAACAACCUCCACUUGGCACAUUGCCACUGGCUAUUUCCCAGAAUCCAUUUACGCCCAAUAACCCCGCGUCUUCCCUUAUCCCACAGACUCCUCCCCUUACGCGCAGCGGUCGUCAUGUCCGUUUUCCCGACCGUUACCAACUUGUACAAUAUGCAUAA